Molecule: messenger RNA, 2218 nt
Organism: Suillus subaureus
Lineage: Eukaryota; Fungi; Basidiomycota; Agaricomycetes; Boletales; Suillaceae
Exons: 6
Coding region: 184-2004 (606 amino acids)
Biological process (GO): tRNA methylation; tRNA wobble uridine modification
Cellular component (GO): cytoplasm; mitochondrion
Molecular function (GO): GTP binding
Source: RefSeq, a predicted model, not a curated record
GCGCUGGGAGCGUUGGCAGGGUUUGCAGUGGUGCAGGGAAUAUCACUCUCAGGGAGUCAUAACUGCAGUGGACCACUGGCGGACACCAACCAGGCAUGUCAAGAUAAUCGAUUAUAAUUCAUACUUCACGACUGCAGCACAACGUUUCUCACAUGCCGCACCUGCGAAAAAGGGAAACUGGAAAUGUCCAGCCUCGCGAUUGGUUUGCAGGUCGUAAUCUUCAUUGCAUCACUGUUUUGUGUCUGCAAGUGGCGUACUCAGUAUCAGAAGUCAUUAAUUCCUCGCUUUCGUCCAAGAUCAUCCACUCAGCCAAAAACAAUAACCUGUUGUAACCGUCUAUUGUCGAUGGAUACCAAAAACAUCGUCCUUUUUGGGGAGCGUGGCGUAGGGAAAAGCUCUAUCAUCAACCUCCUUGCAGGGCGCCGGGUCGCUAAGAUCUCCUCAGACACCGAUGUUUGUACGUUGCAUUACGAAGCGUAUGAUGUUACCAUCGAGAACGUACCGUAUCGCAUCUAUGACACUGCUGCGGCCGACAACGACCGUGUGGACCCCAUCGAAUUUCUCAACGCCAUCACCAAUGCUGGCGAGCUGAUGAAGGAGCUGAGAAAGAAAGGAGGAGUCGCUCUGCUCCUGUACUGCAUCAAGGCGGGCAGGACGCCAACAAUGUUUGCCACCAACUACAGACUAUUCUAUGAAUUUCUCUUCGAGAAGAAGAUUCCAGUCGCAGUCGUCGUUACUAACCUGGAGAGAGAGGAUUGCAUGGAUGAUUGGUACGCGCGGAACAAGGAGUGGUUCGAGCGUCAUGCGGUCAAGUGUAUUGGUCAUGCUUGUGUCACUGCGGCAGACGAUCUGGACCCAACAUACAGGAAAAAGUACGACAUGUCCAGAACAGAAGUGGGCCGCUUAAUCAGACGCCAUGCACAUGGGGCGGAGAACGGCGGGGAUGCGUGGCUUGCGAGGUUCACUGGAGGGUUGAAAGACCUCUUGACCGGACGUCCAUACAAGUCAGACGCGCUCGGGGUCCUUACGAAACGCUGCGGGAUGGAGGAGAGCCUAGCAAAAGAUGUGAUUCGAAUUCUUGCUCCUGAAAGCACUACCAAGACCAUCCGUCCUAAAACGGCUGAAAGCACUAUCCAGACCAUCCCUUCUGCAAUGGCUGCAAGUAGAACCGAGCGUAACACGACUCCUAGUAUGUCUGGGCCGCAGCUGCAACUGGUUAAGGAUCAUAACCUUCCUAAAAGGCACAAAACUAUCGUACUAUUUGGGGAGGCGGGAGCAGGCAAAAGCUCACUCAUCAACCUCAUGGCGGGAGAGGAACUAGCGCCAACAUCUCCUGACAUGCAACGCUGUACAAUGCAAUGGAAAGAGUACACCAUCAAUUUCGGCGGAGACUCAUACCAGGUUUUCGAUACCGUUGGGCUCGAAGAACCACAGCUGGGAAUGAAAGAAUACCUCGAGUCUGUCGAGAACACCUAUCGACUCAUUAAGGAAUUGGACAGACGAGGCGGCAUUGAUCUACUUAUAUUCUGCAUUUGCCCCGGAAACAUCAUCACUACGAUUCAGAGAAACUACCGACUAUUUCAUGAAUUCCUUUGCGAGAAGAAGACCCCCGUUGCUCUUGCGAUCGCGGGCCUCGAAAGGGAGCGGAGGAUGGAGGACUGGUGGGAGAGAAACAAGAGGACCUUCGACAAAUAUCAGAUCCAGGUCGCUGGUCAUGCGUGCAUCACUACCACAAACAGAUUGGGCAGCGGAUACAGAGACCUUUAUGAAGAAUCACGCAUCACGAUCCGCAAACUUGUUACAAAGUGUACCGCUGACGAGCAGAAGCAAACACGGAUGGGAGAGGACAACUUGUUCGUGUCGUUGAUGCGUAAACCGAAGGAGCUACUUGCAGGCAAUUCGCAUAUGAAAACGAAGGAUCUCGUCCCUCUUCUCAUGGAGCGUUGCAGUAUGUCUGAGGAUGUUGCAGUACAGUUGGCUAAUAUGAUCAAGCAAGACGAAUAGAUUUGUACUUAAUCACUUUAACCCCUUUCUAUGCCUUUGCUCACUCCGUUGCAACUGUAGACUUGGUCCUUAUCAAUGAUACGAUACAAUCCAUGACAUGCCUGUUGUACUACAUAGUUCGGAUAUUAUUACAUCACAUUCGUCUUCAGUUUCCCUUCGUUUCAUGUGCUAGGAUUCCGUCUGCAGGUUAUAUAAAUUACAACCACACACAUAG